AUGGACGUCCCAGGCGGUGGCGCAGCAGGAAGCGCAGGAGGCCAGGGUGGCAGCAGAAGCCUCGAUGGUCAGGGCAACCCCAAUGGCCAGGGUGGUGAGGGCGCAGUUGGUGGUGCUCAAGUGGCGGAUGCCAAUGAUGGCAGUGUUCCCUGUGUCCUCUGCGCACUGCUUCCUCAGGGGCAAGGUGGAGAAUUCGUGCCUGAGGAGAGAAGGCCAGGACUCCAGCUGCAUGAAUUCACUCUCAAAGUCCCAUUCCCUUCGCCUUUGGAGGCUGAGAUUGCUCAGAGAUCCUUGGCUCCGUAUGUGGAACACCUGCAGGCCAUCCAUAAGGAGUUCGCAGUGGAUAGCAGCACCCUGCUUGUUAGCUGGGCCGCUGAAGACAUUUAUCUCCUCCGAAUUUCCUUCACAUCCUUUCUUGAUCAGCUUUCCCUGAUGGUGCGGGCCAUGCAGCGCUUUGGGACCCUGUCUCCGCCUACGUCUCUGCCAAGAAAAGAAGACUGA
Otolemur garnettii (small-eared galago) is the source of this 501-nucleotide messenger RNA. Its product is annotated as EKC/KEOPS complex subunit LAGE3-like. The record is from RefSeq and is a predicted model, not a curated record. NCBI's taxonomy places the organism in Eukaryota, Metazoa, Chordata, Mammalia, Primates, Galagidae. The transcript has 3 exons. Bases 1 to 501 code for a protein of 166 amino acids. Gene Ontology annotation, cellular component: EKC/KEOPS complex.